AUGAGGCGGGAGGACGUGGCGGUGCUGACGGCAGCGGCGGGAUCCGAGGCGGGCCGCGACCCGGGGCAGCCUCGGCUGGCGGCAGGGCUGGGGUGCGGGCCACGCGAGGAGGCCGGCGGCGGCAGCCUCCAGGAGCCCGGCAAACAUUGGAAGAAAUUUUUAUAUUGUGAACCACAUAAGAGAAUUAAGGAAGUACUGGAAGAAGAACUUUAUAUUAAGAGAGAUGAAUGCCACAUUAAAAAUUCACCUGCAGUGGCUCUGGAGAGGAUUUGGAGCAUUAAAAGGAAUCUCCCUGUGGGAGGCCUGAAGCCAGGACCGCCGAGCAGAAACAAUUUACUGCCACAAACCAAGUACUAUUCCAGGCACGGAGGGCUGAGAAGUAAGAUGGCGAUACCACUGCCUCCCGCUGAAGCCCCUCAGGGUGCUGCACAGUCUACAAACCAGUGCUCCAGCAUUGUUUCAAGGUCUCGAUAAUGAAGCCUUGGAUGGACUGGGUCCGAGGAAAGGAUAAGAUGAAUACACAAUUUUCCACUGAGAUGGGACCUUUUUCUUCUGAUGUCUGAAGAACAGAGAAGAAACCCAAGUUGGAUUCACAAUUUAAAAUGUACAAAAAUGUAUAUUACUGUGUAAUUCCUAUUACUGGUAUCAACACCUAUCUGAAAGGAAGCAGCUGAAAAUAAGGAAGGAAAACAUUAUAUUUAUUUUUGAUUGUCACUGUUGGAAUAUAUUCGGCUUCUAAUU
Molecule: messenger RNA, 741 nt
Organism: Lepus europaeus (European hare)
Lineage: Eukaryota; Metazoa; Chordata; Mammalia; Lagomorpha; Leporidae
Gene: C7H11orf97
Product: chromosome 7 C11orf97 homolog
Exons: 5
Coding region: 1-474 (157 amino acids)
Cellular component (GO): ciliary base
Source: RefSeq, a predicted model, not a curated record